Apis mellifera (honey bee) is the source of this 1590-nucleotide messenger RNA. It is a transcript of the gene Bem46, whose product is annotated as protein ABHD13. Gene Ontology annotation, cellular component: membrane. The transcript has 6 exons. Gene Ontology annotation, molecular function: palmitoyl-(protein) hydrolase activity. The coding region runs from base 266 to 1291 and encodes 341 amino acids. The record is from RefSeq and is a predicted model, not a curated record. NCBI's taxonomy places the organism in Eukaryota, Metazoa, Arthropoda, Insecta, Hymenoptera, Apidae.
AUCCAACCUUGAAUGUAUCACUACUUGCAAAUGCUUCUUCAGCACUCGUUUGAAGAAUGUUAGACAAACAUGACACCACAGAUCCAUCUCGGGGUUCAACUAAUAUUUUCUUCAUUAUUUGUUAUAAAAUUUUCAGUGAUAAUUGGAAUGUUUAAUUCAGUGAAAUAUUAUGAUGAAAUCAAGAUGUAUAUAUUAUAUAUUUAACGAAUAUAGAAGUGCUUUAGCUGAUUAUUAAUCAAUUUUUUGAAGAUACUACAUAACAAUCAUGUCAUUUUGUAUGAGACUUGCUCGCAGUAAACCCAUCCGUUUAUUAGGAGGCAUAGCUAUGAAAUGUUGGGCUUUCUCUGGAACUUACAUACUUGCCUGUUUUCUUCUAUAUUGGUUGUAUGGUGGAUUUUCUGCUUUCUUUCUACUUUGCUUUGCAACUACAGGUAUAUUAUAUCACAGAGAAGAUCAACUUGUAUAUCGUCCAGAGUCACCUGCUAAUUCUCGGGUAUAUGUUCCUGCACCUUCAAUAUUUAAUUUACCUUAUCAAAGUAUUUAUACUAGAUCAGGAGAUGGUACAAUGUUACAUAUGUUCUUUAUUUCUCAACCAGAAGAUAGAGUGAAAAAGGUGCCUACUUUAUUAUUUCUUCAUGGCAAUGCUGGUAAUGUAGGACAUAGAUUAAAAAAUGCAGUUGGAUUAUAUCAUACUAUACAAUGUAAUAUUUUAAUGCUAGAAUAUAGAGGCUAUGGUUUAUCACAAGGUUCACCAUCAGAAGAAGGUUUAUAUAUGGAUGCUCGUGCAGGAAUUGAUUAUUUGUCAAGUAGAACUGAUAUAAAUACAAAUGAAAUAAUUGUAUUUGGUAGAUCAUUAGGUGGAGCUGUAGCUAUUAACUUAGCUACAGAACCAGAAAAUUCACAAAGAAUUUGGUGUCUUAUUCUUGAGAAUACUUUUACUAGUAUUCCUGAUAUGGCUGCAUUACUUUUUGGAUUAAAAUGUUUACAAUACUUACCCCUUUUUUUAUAUAAAAAUAAGUAUUUGUCCAUUCUCAAAGUGCGAUCAGUAACAGUACCUACGCUAUUUAUUUCUGGUCUGGCGGAUACGUUAGUGCCACCAUAUAUGAUGCAAGAUCUUUAUAAAAAUUGCAAAAGUCCAUGUAAAAAAAUACUUUCGAUUUCGGGAGGUACACACAACGAAACAUGGUGUCAACCGCGAUAUUAUAAAAAUAUAUGUAAUUUUUUAAACGAAUUGAGAGAAAAUCCUCCGAUUCCAGUGACAUCUAGUCAUUGGCAAAUAGAUGAUAUAUAAUUAUAAAUUGCAAAACUUACGUCCAAAGUGAUAACUAUAUUUUGAAGAUUUCAAUAUUAGGUUAGCAGAAUAAAAAAAUAGAUUAUAAUAUUUAAAUACAUUAUAAAUUUUUAUUACAAUUAAUCAAUUUAAUUAUAAAUAUAAUUUAGCUUAUAAUUGAUAAAGAUCAAUCUUUUACAUUAAAAUAUUUUAUUAAAAUAUAUACUAAAAUAGUGAUAUUACAAAUGUAUAGUGUUUGAAAUCAUCAAAAUAUUACAAUUUAAAUUUAAUCAAGUAUCUGUCCUGCAAUUAAAAUUUGC